AUGAUCAUGGCUCUUUCUUUUUCUCUUCGAACCAUCAUAAUCACAGCUUUCGUUUUACUUACCACCACUGCCUCAUCAUCAUCACCUCAUGGAUUCACCUUCGACUUAAUCCACCGUCGCUCUAAUACCUCUUCUUUACGACCAUCCACUGAUGAUUAUGGAUCUCCUUACGCCAACACCGUCUUUGAUUCUGAGAGCUCCGAGUAUCUAAUGAAGAUACAAAUCGGUACUCCUCCUGUCGAGAUCGAAGCUAUGAUAGACACAGGAAGCCACCUCAUAUGGACACAAUGCUUGCCUUGUCAAAGUUGCUACAACCAAGUAGCUCCCAUCUUCGACCCUUCUAAAUCUUCAACCUACAAACCAAGAAGAUGCAAGACCCAUGACCACUCUUGUCCUUACGAGCUUGUCUACGCUGGCAAGAGCUACACCAAGGGAACGUAUGUUUCCGAGACUGUCACGAUCCAGUCCACUUCAGGCCAACCCUUUGUGAUGCCUGAAACCCUAAUUGGCUGUGGCCACAACAACUCAGGGCUUGUGUCGACCACUUCAGGCAUUGUUGGUCUAAACUGGGCAGCUACAUCGCUCACCUCUCAGAUGGGAGAAAGAUUCUUAGGUCUUUUGUCUUAUUGCUUCUCCGGUACGGGAACUAGCAAGAUCAACUUUGGAGCGAACGCUAUUGUAGCAGGAGAUGGGACAGUAGCAGCAGAUAUGUUCCGAAAGACGAAUUUCCCGGAUUUCUAUUACCUAAACCUAGACGCAAUCAGCGUUGGAGAUAAUCGCAUUGAGAUGUUGGGGACAUCGUUCUACGCCACAGACGGGAACAUGAUCAUAGACUCUGGAACCACUUACACGUUCUUGCCCGGGAGCUACUUGGAACAAGUGAAGGCGGCAGUGGAAAGCGUUGUGACAGCGGAUCGAGCACCUUACUCAGACGCGCUUUGCUACUAUUCGAACACCAUUGAAAUAUUUCCGGUGAUCACUAUGCACUUCUCCGGCGGUGCGGAUCUUGUGUUGUAUAAUAACAAUAUGUACGUGGACAAAGGAGGAAUCUUUUGUCUGGCGCUUAUGGAUGCUGAUCCGAUACAUAUGGCCGUCUUUGGGAACAGAGCACAGAACAAUUUUUUGGUGGGUUAUGAUCCUUCCUCAAUGGUGGUUUCUUUUAAACCCACCGAUUGUUCUACACUGUUUUAG
Microthlaspi erraticum is the source of this 1191-nucleotide messenger RNA. Lineage: Eukaryota; Viridiplantae; Streptophyta; Magnoliopsida; Brassicales; Brassicaceae. The record is from the annotation of a GenBank genome assembly.